Messenger RNA from Prorocentrum cordatum, 615 nucleotides. NCBI's taxonomy places the organism in Eukaryota, Dinophyceae, Prorocentrales, Prorocentraceae. The record is from the annotation of a GenBank genome assembly.
AUGGCCGCCCGGCGCUCCGCCCCGGCCUGCCUGCUCGCGGCCGCGCUCGUGGCCCUGUGCGGCAGGAGCGCCAGCUUCGUGGGCCUGUCCGCGCCCGGCUGCGAGCGCGGCGGCCGCCUGGUCGCGCGCGUGAGCGCGGAGUACCUGGAGCCGCUGCGGACCGAAGGACGCGGACAUUGCGUUCGACGCUGCGGCCGCCACGGGUCGGACCGCGGCGUCGGACAAGAAGCGCCCUUUCGGCAUCCUGCGCUACCAGCCGGGCAACGGCAUGAAGGGCGCGAUGGCGAUGGAGGUGAUCCCGGUGUCCCGCUACCCCGGGGACCCCCAGGGCCAGGCGUUCGCGGCCGGCGUGACCGGCGGCAUGGUGGUGAAGUCCGUGGCCGGCACCGAGGUGCUCACGGAGGACUUCGGGACUUCGGGAAGAUCAUGGACCUGCUCGACGACGAGGUGGCGGACCCGCGCUUCUCGAAGUCCACCGCGCUGGCCCUGGAGAAGUUGGGGAGGAAGGCGGAUCCCGUCGAGCCGCCAAUCGAGGUGGUGUACGCGACCGUGCCCGGCUACGUGUACGCGGGCGCCGAGAUGAAGGCGGACGGCCAGGACGGCUUCGCCCGCUGA